CGAGACGGACGCGGCAUGCUACAAGACAUCAGCUCUGCUGCAUACAAUGGUGUAGCACCCAGAGCCGUACGACAUGGGCACCACGGUGGUGUGUGCGCUGCUCUUCGGAGCCAUCUUCGGAGUGCUAUCGGCGUCGCUCAGCAAGACUCUGCGCUAUCAACCGCCGGACGAAUGCAAGUGGGUCGCGGUAGACAGCGGCUCCGACGACGACGUCGCUCUCGUUUGUCGGCUCCGCACUAUCAACAGUGAAUUAGAAAAUACCAACUUUAGUGUAAUCCAACCGCAACAUACAGUGAGAUUAAGACUGGAAUGCAGUGAUGCGCUUUUCUUUCAAAGUUCUCUCAGUGCCGGCAGCUUUAAACCCUUAGUGGAACUUCGCGAGCUUUCCAUAGAAUACUGUAAAAUCGGUAACCUCUCCGACGGAGCUUUCCGGGGGCUCAAGGAGCUUCGUAAUCUCACAGUGCGAACUCACAACACAGACUGGUCCGCUAUGACCCUAGAAGUGUCUCCUAAUGCCUUCACCGAGGAGUUGCGCCAAUUGGAACGACUAGACCUGGGUGAGAACAACAUGUGGAGUUUACCCGAAGGAGUUCUCUGCCCCCUGUACGCCCUAGAAGUGCUUAACUUAACGAAGAACCGUUUACGAGAAGUGACAAGUUUCCGGUUUGCGACUAAUCCCGCGGAGAGGUGCGGUGCGAAUUUAAGACUGUUAGAUUUGUCACGAAACAAUAUCGACCGCCUGCCUUCUGGUCAGCUAUCGGGGCUCGCGAGGCUGCAGAAAUUAUACCUGCAGGGCAACGGAUUAACGCACUUGGCGGACCGCGCUUUAGAAGGAUUGACGGCGUUAAAUAUAUUGAAGCUGUCCGAUAACAGGCUAGUCAGUCUCCCUCCGGAAUUAUUUUCCGACACCCGUGAUAUCCGCGAAAUGUACUUGCAGAAUAAUUCGAUAAACGUGCUGGCGCCCGGGUUAUUCAGUGAACUCACGCAGCUACUAGUACUGGAAUUGUCACAUAACGAGUUAACUGCCGACUGGAUAAAUGCGGCAACUUUUUCAGGAUUAGUGAGGCUAGUGGUGCUGGACAUUUCCUUCAACAGGAUAUCUAAACUGGAAUCUUCAGUUUUCCGUGAUUUAUACAGUUUACAAAUACUGAGGAUUAACGAUAACUUCAUAGAGACAAUACCAGAAAAUACAUUCUCCGCACUGUACAAUUUGCACACUUUGAUAAUAUCGAAUAAUAAAUUAACAAAGAUAGAUGGCGACACAUUCAAUGGCUUGUACGUGCUUUCAUUGUUGUCCAUCGACAAUAAUAAAAUAUCCUGGAUUCACUCGGAAGCAUUAAAGAACUGUUCGGGCCUUCAGGAUUUACAUCUCAAUGGCAACAAACUUGUGCAGGUGCCUGAAGUACUAACUAAUGUGCCUAUGCUGAAGACGCUCGAUCUCGGCGAAAAUCACAUAGACAUCAUAACAAAUGAUACAUUUACUGACCUAAAGCAGAUGUACGGGUUAAGACUGACUGAAAACAAUAUAGGCAAUAUCACCAAGGGUGUGUUCGACAAAAUGACGUCUCUGAAAAUAUUAAAUCUCUCUAGAAAUAAAAUACAGAAAGUAUCCCCUGGCUCCUUCGACAAUAACUUAAAUUUACAAGCGAUUCGUCUUGAUGGAAAUUAUUUGACUGACAUAGAAGAACUGUUUGCAAAACUACCAAAUUUAGUGUGGUUAAAUAUUUCAGACAAUCAAUUAAAAUGGUUCGACUACGCUCUUAUCCCAACAGGUUUGAAAUGGUUAGACAUACAUUCAAAUCAAGUUGAAGAACUAGGAAAUUAUUUCGAAAUCGAAUCGACCUUGUCCUUAAGCACAUUCGACGCCAGUUCUAAUAAACUAACGGAAAUCACCGGCAGCGCAAUUCCAAACAGUGUAGAAAUAUUAUUCCUAAACGACAACUUAAUAUCAAAAGUACAGUCUUACACCUUCUUCAAAAAACCAAAUUUAACGCGAGUGGAUCUAUUCGGUAAUAAAAUAACAAGCCUAGACCCCAACGCCCUCCGUAUAUCAGCGGUGCCGCCCGAAAAGGACCUGCCGGAGUUCUACAUCGGCGGAAAUCCGUAUCAGUGCGAUUGCACAAUGGAGUGGCUGCAAAAGGUCAAUGCUGGAAAUCGAGCGCGUACGCAGCCCAAGCUUGUUGACCUGGAGAGCAUCUACUGCCAGCUUUUAUACAACCGAGGUCAAACAUACGUGCCUCUCGUCGAAGCCGCUCCUUAUCAGUUCCUCUGCACCUACCAGACGCACUGCUUUGCCCUCUGCCACUGCUGUGAUUUCGACGCCUGUGACUGUGAGAUGACCUGCCCUACGAACUGCACCUGCUACCACGAUCAGUCCUGGUCGGCCAACGUGGUGGACUGCUCUUCCAGCGGAUACGUCGCCAGACUCCCCGAUCAGAUACCCAUGGACGCCACGCAGCUGUACCUCGACGGAAAUGACUUGCGGUCGCUGAACAGUCACGCUUUCAUUGGUCGCAAACGGCUCAAGAUACUAUUUUUAAAUAACUCCAAUAUCGAAAUUAUACAGAAUAGGACUUUCAACGGGCUCAAGGAGAUGGAAAUAUUGCAUUUAGAUGGGAAUCGCCUGGGAGAAUUGCACGGUUAUGAGUUUGACGGUCUGGAGAAUUUAAGGGAAAUAUUCCUGCAAAACAACAGAAUCACUAACAUACAUAAUUUAACGUUUGCCGGUUUGAGGAAACUGAGGGUUCUGAAAUUAGAUCACAAUCGACUGAAUAUUUAUAAUAUGUGGAAUUUACCUACGACCCUCAUAGACAUGACUUUGGCUUACAAUCCCUGGUCGUGCGACUGUGAUUUUACAGAGAAACUCCGCGAGUGGAUAAAACGCGGCGACGCUGUGCGGGAUUCUUCCUCGGUUAGGUGCGUGUACAACACCACGGACAUUGAUUAUUACAGUGAGGACACUUAUCAGGAUAAUCCCGAAGUCGGGUUCUACAUAACGCAAGAAAACGGCACCGUGUGUACCGGCGUGGCAAACAUAGACAAUAGCAUAAACGGUAAUUUAACUGCAACAAAGACUAUCAUCCAGCGCCAAGUCAUACAGGACUAUUUACCGCUUCUAGUAGUUACGUUGGCAGUUUUCGCGUUAAUAGUGUUAAUGACAUUGAUCCUGUUCAUAUACAGACAAGAAGUGCGCGUAUGGCUUCAUUCUAAAUUCGGAGUACGGCUUUUUCAGCGAGCGUCCGACCUAGACCGCGACGACAGAGAGAAAUUAUUCGACGCGUUCGUCAGUUACAGUUCUAAGGACGAGGCGUGGGUGGCAGAAGUGCUUGCCCCUGCGCUCGAACCCAAUUAUAAGUUGUGCCUGCACUACAGAGACUUCCCCGUGGGUGCCUUCUUGGCCGAUACGAUAGUGCAAGCGGUCGAAUCCUCCAAGAGGACAAUAAUGAUCUUAUCCGAGAACUUCAUUAAAUCCGAGUGGUGUAGAUUCGAAUUUAAAUCGGCGCAUCAUCAAGUGCUAAGGGACCGUAGGCGGAGACUUAUCGUCGUGCUGCUCGGCGAGGUGCCCCAGAAAGAUUUAGACCCCGAUAUUCGCCUCUAUCUGAAGACGAACGUGUACUUGCAGUGGGGCGACAAACUGUUUUGGGAAAAGCUGAAGUACGCUUUGCCGGACGUGCCCAACAACCAGCGGCACCCGGGACCGGUGAGAAGCCCGCACGUUCACCACCACGUACACAGGCACAGCGCCAGAGGCCAGGCCCCCAACCCUCCAGGAGGUAACAACGCGUCCAGGACGGUGGCCAUCCACAUAUGACAGUAACUGAAACUCUUAGUGUGACUAAUUCUAAUGUCAGCCUAUUGUGAUACUACGUAAUAUAGACUGUGAGUGCAAUGCGAGUGUCGGAUGUGAUAUAGUCAAGCUCGGGGUGUGUGAGUGCCUUUGAGGAAGACGUCGAAUGAGUGGUGAUCGUAUGCGAGGAACCCGAGCUACUCCGCUCAAUAACGGAGUCUAACUAGCUGUAAAUAUGGACUUGUAUAGUUAAGUAUAAAUCAAAAUUGUAUAUUUCAAACUGUAAAUAUUUAUAUAUUUUAUAUCUCAUAUUUAUUUUUAUACGAUUUUCAAUCACUUGCCUUUUUUUGUAUAUCUUAUAAAUACGCAUCUUUAAACGAAUUCCCGUAAACACUUAUGUACAGAUUACUUUUUAAAAUAACAUAGUAAUGGUCUUUUUUACGUUGUGAAUAUGAAUA
Molecule: messenger RNA, 4245 nt
Organism: Anoplophora glabripennis (Asian longhorned beetle)
Lineage: Eukaryota; Metazoa; Arthropoda; Insecta; Coleoptera; Cerambycidae
Gene: Tollo
Product: toll-like receptor Tollo
Exons: 1
Coding region: 74-3811 (1245 amino acids)
Biological process (GO): signal transduction
Molecular function (GO): protein binding
Source: RefSeq, a predicted model, not a curated record